UAAAAAAAAUACAUUCGACACAUACUUUGACUCAGUUUUACCUGUUUUAGUUAUUCAAUAGUCAACUGCAUAUACUAGUUAAUUUUUACUCAUUUUGGCUUUUUAUUUAUUUAUUUAUUUUUGCUGUUUUUCUGCGUCCGUUUUGUCAAUCAACUACUUCUCAACUACGUCGCUGGAAAAAACAAUUGUAGAUUUUAAAAAUUCCAAACCCCUCUUAUUUCCCCCACUUUGAUCGACAGAGGGCGCCAAGCAUUCAGGCGUCACAGUGCGUGUGCGUAUCCGACCCACGUGUGGAGACACACUUCCUGCGAGUGUGUUUAACCUGGAAACUAAUACAUUUGAAGCUGUGUUUGGGAGUUUGGAGUUUAAGCAAUGGAGGAUUUACCUUCGGAUCUCAGGGGCUUUCUUCUCAACCACCCGUUUCUUCAACUCACGGACGGCAAAAAGAUCAAAUGCACGCUUAACGGACACGAGUUUCCAUGCAGCCUAACAGAGCUGCAGAAGUUCACGAAGGGGAAGAAGUAUGAGAAACUGAGUGCAACGGCAGAGUUCAACUACAGCCAGUAUGAGCCACACAUUAUUCCCAGCACAAAACAGCCCAAACAGCUCUUCUGUAAGUUGACCCUCCGACAUCUCAACCGGCAGCCACACCACGUCCUCAGACAUGUCAACGGGAAACGUUUUAAAAAGGCUCUCUCCAAAUAUGAAGAGUGUGUGAAGCAGGGAAUUGAAUACAUUCCAGUCAGACUCACACAGAAAAAGCCCAAGGAUAUCGGAGAUGACAUCAGUCCAAGGAGGCCGUCGAAACACGGGGGCAACGCGUGGGAACCGUCCUCCAGUGACGAUGACCACAGUGACUCUGAAGACAGCAUGAGUGACCUCUACCCUUCUUCCAUCUUCACAUUAAAAAACACAAGUGAAGAAAUGGUACAAGAUGAAGAACAUAAAGAGGAGGAGGAGGAAGACGACUUCCAAACAGACGAAGAUGAGGAAAUGGAGGUGGAUGAACAGGUUACUUCGAAACGCAAAAAGGUGCAGGACGGAGGUUUUCAGAAGAAAUUCAGGAAUAAUAACUGGAAAUCUGGACGCAAGAAAACUAAGAAAUUACAAAAUGGGAAGUGAAAACGAACCAAACCAGUUCAUUAAAAAACUGUUUUCUGGCAGUUUCCCUGAGGAACAUUUUUAUGAAAUAGAAACCUCGUUGUGAAUAAGAAAUAUUUUGGACUGUGUAGAUUGUGCUUGAGUUUGAAAGCAUAUCAGACACUGCUUUAAAAUACAAAUGAACUUGCAAA
This is a messenger RNA of Cynoglossus semilaevis (tongue sole), 1292 nucleotides long. It is a transcript of the gene surf2, whose product is annotated as surfeit 2. Lineage: Eukaryota; Metazoa; Chordata; Actinopteri; Pleuronectiformes; Cynoglossidae. The record is from RefSeq and is a predicted model, not a curated record. The transcript is spliced from 6 exons. The coding region runs from base 373 to 1122 and encodes 249 amino acids.